CAUGCGCAAUCGCAACGAGGCUAAUCUCCUACUGUUAGAUCACCCUGUCUCUCUCGCACCAGAUUCACAACCUCUUCCUUCAUACAUAAAUCCCAAUCUACGCUCUCGUUUGGGUGUUACUGCUUUUAUUUAUUAAUUUAUUUUUCUCAUCAAGCUGCUGUUUCUUCCCUUUGGCACUUCUAGCCGAGGCAAUUCGAGGUCGGGGGCUCGAUUUGUCCGCAGCACGAACACUUUCGGAGGUUGGAUUGAAAGGGGGUGUAAUGGAGAAGGAGAAGAGCUGGAGGCACGAGGGUGGCAAGUUCAAGCGGCGGGCCUCGUCGUUGAAGUCACGAAAAUCUGGCAUUCAGGAGCCGUUGAUUGAAGAGGGAGGCCGGGGGGAUGUAGAGCAAGGCAACUCCAGCCGCCACUCCAGGGUUGUUGGAAAUGUGAAGCCGGCGAAUGCGGGAUGGGGUGGAGAGUACUUGAAGAGUAUUGUUUACGGUGGAUUGGAUGCCAUUGUCACCAGUUUCGCUCUCGUGGCCUCGGUCUCCGGAGGAGAUCUUCCUGCAGGUUCUGUUUUGGUUCUCGGCUUUGCAAAUCUUAUCGCAGAUGGCAUAUCCAUGGGCUAUGGAGACUAUCUAUCAAGUACAGCUGAAAAGGAUUACUCAGCAAACCAACAGCUUAUUAGCGACUGGGAGGCCGAAAAUGACAUUCAUGGCGAAAUAAUGGAGCUCGUAUCUGCUUAUCAAGAACAAGGGAUGGAGAAAGAUGACGCUGACAAGAUUGUUGACGUUCUCUCCAAAUACAAGGAUAUCAUGGUUGAUCAAAAACUGACUCUGACACAGGGUAUCCUUCCACCAGACCCAGAGGAUAGCCCUCUAAAAAAUGGACUUGUCACGUUCGCAUCAUUCCUUGCGUUUGGAUCUACACCGUUGUUGACUUACUUGAUACUCAAGCCUUUCACCAACAACAAUGACUUGAAGUUCCUUGGAGCUUGCAUUGUGACGAUCCUUGCUCUUGGUCUUCUCGGUGCUGCAAAAGCUCGCAUCUCAGGGCAGAAUAUGUUGUCCUCCAUUGCUGUUGUUGUCUUCAACGGUGGAAUUGCAGCUGCAGCAGCUUAUGGCAUCAGCUACCUUCUCAACAACGUCUUUCAAAUUCAGGAGUAGGUCGAGAUGAUUGUAUUCUGAUAAAAUAUUUCAGGAAAGUGGCACUUCAUAUAUUCUGAUAAAAUAUUAGGCAUGGUAACACCAUGAGCCACAUGUGGGAAAAUGUGGAAUAUCCAGCAUUUUGUGAGACUCGUUGCAGCGGCAAUGAACUCCUCUAGCACUUGACAUGGACCUGACUCCAUAGCCACGAGGCGGCAUUCCUGUUAUCGUGGGGUGGUCCACUAAAAAGAGGUUGUAAUUGUGUAGUAGAAUUGUUUACACUGCAUUAAACUGCCAAUUUUUCAACUUUGAUCUGGAUAUGCAUUCAAGGCUAGCUCUAGAGAUGGAUUCACUUUAAGGCUUCAAAGUGAAUAAUCCUUUGAUGUCAUUAUAACUCAGUGCUGUUAAAACUGUUAAGGAUUUUGUGUGUAAAAUUUGGCAUAUUUGCAAA
This is a messenger RNA of Physcomitrium patens, 1575 nucleotides long. RefSeq lists its product as uncharacterized. NCBI's taxonomy places the organism in Eukaryota, Viridiplantae, Streptophyta, Bryopsida, Funariales, Funariaceae. Gene Ontology annotation, biological process: intracellular manganese ion homeostasis. Gene Ontology annotation, molecular function: manganese ion transmembrane transporter activity. The record is from RefSeq and is a predicted model, not a curated record.